This is a messenger RNA of Macrosteles quadrilineatus (aster leafhopper), 3840 nucleotides long. RefSeq names its product hemicentin-2-like. Gene Ontology annotation, molecular function: protein binding. The record is from RefSeq and is a predicted model, not a curated record. The transcript is spliced from 25 exons. The coding region runs from base 1 to 3840 and encodes 1279 amino acids. NCBI's taxonomy places the organism in Eukaryota, Metazoa, Arthropoda, Insecta, Hemiptera, Cicadellidae.
AUGUUUGUGUGUUUCAGUGUCCGUGACGUCGACGGAGUGUCCGUGACGUCGACGGAGGCGGUGGCUGGUAGCACGGCGAGGCUAAUUUGUGACGUCACACCUCCCAUACCUGGGGAUAAGAUACAUCUUGUCAUCUGGUACAAGCAGUCUAGUGAUUUACCCUUAUGUUUGUGUGUUUCAGUGUCCGUGACGUCGACGGAGGCGGUGGCUGGUAGCACGGCGAGGCUAAUUUGUGACGUCACACCUCCCAUACCUGGGGAUAAGAUACAUCUUGUCAUCUGGUACAAGCAGUCUAGUGAUUUAUCCUUAUGUUUGUGUGUUUCAGUGUCCGUGACGUCGACGGAGGCGGUGGCUGGUAGCACGGCCAGGCUAAUUUGUGACGUCACACCUCCCAUACCUGGGGAUAAGAUACAUCUUGUCAUCUGGUACAAGGAGCCUGACGAUGCACCUAUUUACACCGUGGAUGCCCGUGGUCGCAGCGUGGAGCAGGCGGUCCACUGGGCAGACAACGCGACUCUGGGGCCACGGGCGACGUUCCGCCUGGCCGAGGCACCAGCGCGGCUCACCCUGGACGACGUGCGAGACCAGGACGGCGGCGUCUACCGCUGCAGAAUAGACUUCAAGAAGUCACCCACGAGAAACACCAAAGUCAACCUCACCGUCAUACUGCCACCACAGCGUCUAGUGGUGGUAGAUGAGCGAGGAGGAGGUGACAACCUACAUCACUACAUCUUGGGCCCCUACAACGAGGGUACAGCCGUGGACAUAUCUUGUACGUCCGUCGGAGGUAGACCGCUGCCCAGAGUGACCUGGUGGCAGGAGAACGCGCUGAUAGACGACACGUUCGAGGCCAUCGCAGACCGCAGAGUACGCAACGUGCUGCACAUAGAGCACGUAGAGAGGAGACACUUGCACACUGCAUACACGUGUCAGGCGUCCAACAACCACUACGCGGCGCCAAUCUCCACCGCCGUCACCUUGGACGUCAACUUGCGGCCUCUAUGGGUACGACUGCUGGGAGACAACGUGCCUCUGUCCGCAGACCAGUCCCACGAGCUGCGCUGUGAGGUGGUCGGCGCCCGACCUCCCCCUCUGGUGUCCUGGUGGAAAGGCAGCAUCCCCCUUAGACACACCAAGGAGAACACGUCCUCAGAUGGCAACAGGACGGUGAGCACGCUACAGUUCGUGCCUACCAUCGAGGACUCUGGCAAGAUCUUGAGUUGCCGAGCCAACACACCACUUAUAUCCGACACCAGUGUCGAGGACGGUUGGCAGUUAGACAUUUACCAUGUGCCUAUAGUAUCGCUGGAGAUGGGCAGCAGCAUCAACGCCAGUUCUAUACAGGAGGGGAUGGAUGUCUACUUUGAAUGUAACAUAAAGUCAAACCCUUGGGCGUCUCAGAUCAGUUGGCUACAUAAUGGCCAAGAGAUAAUGAGCAACUCCAAGGGCGGUGUAUUGGUCAGCAACCAGAGUCUGGUGCUGCAGGACGUCACCAGACAGCGCGCCGGUCGCUACACUUGUCUGGCAGUGAACAGCGAGGGUGAGGGUGAGAGCAACACUGUCUACCUAGACGUUAAAUAUCGACCCGUGUGUAGACACCCGGACGCCACGGUAGGGGUGGGUCGCCGGGAGACGGCUAAGGUAGUGUGUGACAUGGACGCCAAUCCUGCAGACUUGCAGUUCUUCUGGUGGGUCAACAGUACCAGCGGCAGCGGCCUGGUGGAGUUGCCACACUCUAACUGGACGACAGAUCGCUCACGCAGCACCGCCCUCUACACCCCCAGGUCCGGGGCUGACUACGGCACCUUACUGUGUCACUCUCGCAACCACCUGGGCCCUCAGCAGGAACCCUGCGUCUUCCACAUAAUUCCAGCUGGCAGACCAGACAGUGUAGGGAACUGUUCAAUGGUAAACCAAACGGACGACAGUGUUCAGAUAGAGUGUGAUGCAGGCUUCGACGGUGGGAUCUCCCAGACGUUCCAGGUGGAGGUGUACGACUCCGCAUCUCAGACUCUGGUCACAAACCUAUCGAGGGAGACCCCGAGCUUCGCCCUGCAGGGCCUCGCCCCAGGCCAGCUCCUCGACCUGCUCCUCUACGCUCACAACUCCAAGGGCCGCAGUGACGUCAGCAUGCUCUCUGUCGCCACGCUCAAACCUGACAGACGCAUAGACAGCUUUCCGCUGCAGCUCUCUCGGAGUCCGGUGCUGAGUCAGUUGACGCCACUGGCCGGGGUGCUGGCAGGGGUCGUGCUGUCUCUGGUGCUGAUAGCUCUGGCAGUGCUGCUCGCGCUGAGGCUAUACCUUAAGUCUCGGAGUCCGUUGCUGAGUCAGUUUACGCCACUGGCCGGGGUGCUGGCUGGGGUCGUGCUGUCUCUGGUGCUGAUAGCUCUGGCAGUGCUGCUCGCGCUGAGGCUAUACCUUAAGUCUCGGAGUCCGUUGCUGAGUCAGUUGACGCCACUGGCCGGGGUGCUGGCAGGGGUCGUGCUGUCUCUGGUGCUGAUAGCUCUGGCAGUGCUGCUCGCGCUGAGGCUAUACCUUAAGUCUCGGAGUCCGUUGCUGAGUCAGUUGACGCCACUGGCCGGGGUGCUGGCAGGAGUCGUGCUGUCUCUGGUGCUGAUAGCUCUGGCAGUGCUGCUCGCGCUGAGGCUAUACCUUAAGUCUCGGAGCCCGGUGCUGAGUCAGUUGACGCCACUGGCCGGGGUGCUGGCUGGGGUCGUGCUGUCUCUGGUGCUGAUAGCUCUGGCAGUGCUGCUCGCGCUGAGGCUAUACCUUAAGUCUCGGAGUCCGGUGCUGAGUCAGUUGACGCCACUGGCCGGGGUGCUGGCUGGGGUCGUGCUGUCUCUGGUGCUGAUAGCUCUGGCAGUGCUGCUCGCGCUGAGGCUAUACCUUAAGUCUCGGAGCCCGGUGCUGAGUCAGUUGACGCCACUGGCCGGGGUGCUGGCUGGGGUCGUGCUGUCUCUGGUGCUGAUAGCUCUGGCAGUGCUGCUCGCGCUGAGGCUAUACCUUAAGUCUCGGAGUCCGGUGCUGAGUCAGUUGACGCCACUGGCCGGGGUGCUGGCUGGGGUCGUGCUGUCUCUGGUGCUGAUAGCUCUGGCAGUGCUGCUCGCGCUGAGGCUAUACCUUAAGUCUCGGAGUCCGGUGCUGAGUCAGUUGACGCCACUGGCCGGGGUGCUGGCAGGGGUCGUGCUGUCUCUGGUGCUGAUAGCUCUGCCAGUGCUGCGCGCGCUGAGUCUAUACCUUAAGUCUCGGAGUCCGGUGCUGAGUCAGUUGACGCCACUGGCUGGAGUCCUGGCAGAGGUCAUGCUGUCUCUGGUGCUGAUAGCUCUGGCAAUGCUGCUCGCGCUGAGGCUAUACCUUAAGUCUCGGAGUCCGGUGCUGAGUCAGUUGACGCCACUGGCCGGGGUGCUGGCUGGGGUCGUGCUGUCUCUGGUGCUGAUAGCUCUGGCAGUGCUGCUCGCGCUGAGGCUACGCUCUCGUCAGCCGUCCACCCUCAAAACAGCCCCUGACUGCGACAAGCCACCAUGUAGCAGUGUUGACAGUGUGGACAAGAACCCUGACAUCAUACCCCUCAACAACGAUCUGGAAGUUUGCCUUGAUAAGAAGCCGUUAGAUGGGGGAGGGUUUGAUAUCCUCGAGACACAGGAGCUGAAACGUAUGGAGGUGACGUAUGCAGAGUUGUCCCUAGCGCUGCCUGUCGGAGGCGGCGUAUACUCCAAGUUGCUGACGACACAACAGCCGUCUGCUGACCUCCCUCUACAGACAAGGGUAUCCUCCUUCACCAAAGAGAGCUCGGAGGAGUCCACGCUGGUGGAAGGACCAGUCGUUACUACUCGUUUUUGA